AUGCUCAACCUUGGUCUUCUGAAGACGUUCCGCUGGAUUUUCAUAAUCGCUGAUUUUCCAACUCCCAUUCUCGGCGCUGAUUUCCUGCAACACUUCGAGCUGCUGUACAACAUUAAACACCAUAAGCUCCUCAUUGAUGCCAUCACCAGCCUCACGGUCAAUGGGACUGUCUCCUUGACACCCUCAGUAUGCCCAAUGUUCGUUGAAACUGAGAGUGCCUCGCAUUUCAACGACAUCCUGCGGCAGUACCCAGACAUCAUGGAUCCAGUUUUCCAUGGUGCCACUGUCAAACACACAACAACACACCAUAUCGACACCUGUGGCCCACCAGAGUCAGUGGGACCAUGUCGGUUGGCCCCAGACUGUUAUAGUACAGCAGAGGCUGAGUUUGAACAUAUGGCUGAACUGGGUAUAAUCAGCCCCUCUGACAGCAAUUGGGCCUCCCCCUUGUUUAUAGUCCCCAAGAAGAUGCCAGGCGACUGGAGACCUUGCAGCUAUUGUCGGGUGCUUAACUAA
Acanthaster planci (crown-of-thorns starfish) is the source of this 516-nucleotide messenger RNA. RefSeq lists its product as uncharacterized. Lineage: Eukaryota; Metazoa; Echinodermata; Asteroidea; Valvatida; Acanthasteridae. The record is from RefSeq and is a predicted model, not a curated record.